This is a messenger RNA of Chanos chanos (milkfish), 1092 nucleotides long. RefSeq names its product lumican. The record is from RefSeq and is a predicted model, not a curated record. NCBI's taxonomy places the organism in Eukaryota, Metazoa, Chordata, Actinopteri, Gonorynchiformes, Chanidae. Bases 1 to 1092 code for a protein of 363 amino acids. The transcript has 3 exons. Gene Ontology annotation, molecular function: protein binding.
AUGGAUAUUAGGCCAUUAGUGCUGGUGCUCCUGGUGUGUGGGCUUGCUUGGGCCUCAAACACAGACCUGGACUAUGGUGGAAUUCCCUUCUGGAUCAAUCGACUGCUAGGAGAGCCGAGUGUUGUAAGCCUGAGGGAUCGUAUGGACCCAAGCUGGUAUAGGGCAGUUAACACCGAAAGCUGUCCACUGCAAUGUGACUGUCCAAUCCAGUGGCCCACAGCACUGUACUGUGACCACAAGGGUCUAAACCAGCUCCCUGAGAGUCUACCAUCUAGGACCCAGUAUCUCUUUCUCCAAAGAAACAAAAUCUCAGGUAUCCCCAGUGGAGCCUUGGUCAAUGUCACCAGGUUGCGCUGGCUCUUCCUGGACUGGAAUCAAAUACACAGUAAAGAUAUAAAUAGCAUGUGGCUGUCCAAUCACACACAGCUAGUGAAUCUCUUUAUGAACCAUAACAACUUGACUGAGGUGCCAACUGGGCUUCCCAGUGGGCUCAGGCAACUGCGACUGGCAUAUAAUCACAUCGAGAAAAUUUCCCCAGGUGCAUUCCAGAAUCUAGGAAAUCUGACACUUCUUCUGCUCCAGGGCAACAGGCUAAAGGCAAUUGGAAAAGGUGACUUUGAAGGCCUCUCAUCUCUGAACUUGCUGGAUCUCAGUCACAACUUCCUAGAUACAUUCCCCAAGUAUCUACCUCCAUCAGUCCAACAGCUUUACCUUUCCAACAACUCAAUGACUGGUGUUUCCGAGGACAGUCUACAAGACUUUAGUAGCCUUCGCUACCUUCGCCUUGGCUACAAUCAGCUGCAGGACAAUGGUCUGGCUUCUGGUGCCUUUAACAUUACUUCAUUGGUUGAGCUUGAUCUCUCCCACAACCUGCUGACCCAAACCCCAGUGGUCCCCACCACCCUCCAAUACCUCUACCUGGAGGCAAAUCUCAUUCAAGCAUUUAACGUCAGCAGUUUCUGCAGGACGUUCGGUCCAACAGAGUACUCCCGCAUGAGGAUCUUGCGAUUGGAUGGCAAUAAACUGGCAUACCACCAGCUGCCUCCUGACUGGGUGUUUUGCCUUCGGGUGCUCCAUCACAUUUAUGUUUAA